ACUCUGACUCAAAUAAUUUUAUCCGGUUUUGUUAUUUUUCCCUUCUCCACUUUUCUUUUCUUCUUCUUUUUAUAUAUACAUUAUUAUGGCCAAUACUCGUACACAAGUCUUAUCUUUAUAUCGUGACCUCUUACGACAUGGUAACAAAUUCUCUUCUUACAACUUUAGAGCUUAUGCCAUUCGACGUUCAAAAGAUGCUUUUCGUGCUCACCAAAACGAAUCCGAUCCUGCCAUCAUUAAUCAACUAUUAAAAAAAGGUGAACACGACUUGGCUGUAGUUAAACGACAAGCUGCUAUUAGUAAUCUCUAUACAACUGGUGAUCAUCUUGUUAUUGAAAAUACUGUCAAACCUCGUCAUGUUUAGUUAUAUCCUCUUUUCUCUCUUUUUUUUUAUAUUAUUGACAAUAUAUUAUAUUUUUUUGUUUACAUUCCCUACUCUUCCUCUUCCUCACUUUUUUUUAGUUACCUUGUAUUUAUUUAUAUAUAAAUCUUACAUAUUGUAUCAAUAAACAAUCCUUUUAUUAUUACUUUU
Messenger RNA from Halteromyces radiatus, 532 nucleotides. RefSeq lists its product as uncharacterized. Lineage: Eukaryota; Fungi; Mucoromycota; Mucoromycetes; Mucorales; Cunninghamellaceae. Bases 86 to 364 code for a protein of 92 amino acids. The record is from RefSeq and is a predicted model, not a curated record. Gene Ontology annotation, biological process: iron-sulfur cluster assembly. Gene Ontology annotation, cellular component: L-cysteine desulfurase complex; mitochondrion. The transcript has a single exon.